Molecule: messenger RNA, 879 nt
Organism: Paramuricea clavata
Lineage: Eukaryota; Metazoa; Cnidaria; Anthozoa; Malacalcyonacea; Plexauridae
Source: the annotation of a GenBank genome assembly
AUGAUCGAACUUUCCGAGGGAUUGAAGUUAGCUCAUUUAAAUAUACUAUCCCUACGAAAUACAGCCCAUUUCUUGCAGUUGAAAGAACUCGUUAGAACAAAUAGAAUUGACGUCUUUACUAUCUCCGAGACAUGGUUGAACACUACGAUAACAAAUAAGAAAUUAAAAAUCGAUGGUUACAAAUUACAUCGCCUGGAUCGAUUGUAUAAGAAAGGCGGCGGUGUUUGUGCAUACGUUCGUAAAAACAUAAGGUCAUCGGUAAUCAAAGAACUUACUCAGAUCUCUGACACAAGCUUCCAUCAAUUAUGGAUUAAUUUGCAGUGUAAGAAAACUAAGUCCUUACUGGCCUGUGUCUGUUAUCGUCUUCCAGAUUGUCCACUUGACUGUUUCGAAAAUUCUCUUAAACCUCAGUACGUCCAUGCUCUCGGUAUGCGAAAACCGAUCAUCAUCUUGGGAGACCUAAAUUGCAACAUGCUGAACACAACAAGUCGAGAAUGUAAAUCAUUAACCGAAAUGACGUCAGAACUCAAUCUCAAACAAAUUAUCGAAUCUCCAAUCCGCAUCACAGACAUUAGCCAAUCUUUGAUUGACGUGAUUUUGGUCAGUUCUCCUAAUACCGUACGUGACAGUGGUGUCCUAAACUGCACUAUCAGUUAUCAUCUACCCGUGUAUGUUACGCUUAAGCUAAAGUCUACCAAACCACCACCCACCAACAUUACAGUUCGCAGCUAUAGGAACUACGACCACGAAUUAUUUGCCGCUGAUCUCGCAUCUAAAUCUGAACGCCUUCUUUCCAUCUUUUCAGUCAAUGAUAUUAAUGAAAAACUCAAAAUUUUCGAUGACGUACUUGAUUCUCAUGCGAUUCUCAUGCCCCAAUAA